Messenger RNA from Parastagonospora nodorum SN15, 858 nucleotides. RefSeq lists its product as hypothetical. The record is from RefSeq and is a predicted model, not a curated record. NCBI's taxonomy places the organism in Eukaryota, Fungi, Ascomycota, Dothideomycetes, Pleosporales, Phaeosphaeriaceae. The transcript has 4 exons. The coding region runs from base 1 to 858 and encodes 285 amino acids.
AUGGCGAAACUAUCGAACGAAAAAAAAUGGCGGACAUGGACGGCAACUUCGCUGCUUCUUUUCUUGUUUGCGAUUUUCGCAGCUGUGGAAGCCGGCCUCAUCCUCGCCAUCAGGCCUGCAUACGCAAAAGGUAUCGAAUGGCCUGUUCUGCUUAUCGGAAUCGUCGCUUUUGUCAGCCUUAUCUCCGGCUAUCUUCCCGUUCCUCUUGAACUGAUAAAGCGGCGUGGACGGGUUGUUGGAAUCGACUUCAUUUUUCUCACGAUAGACUGGCUCGGGGCUUUCUUCUCGCUUCUAGCGCUUGUCGCGCAGAAUGAGUUCGACGUCCUAUUUGGUACCCUGUAUGCACUGUGCUGCACUAUCGAAAUGACCAUGGUCGCAUCCCAUUGGAUUUGGCUGUUCCGGACAAGAGCCAUGCGCAAGCGCGCGAAAGAACACGACCAAAGCUUUGACGAAUCUGAAGAAUGCAUCGAAUGGCAAUCUAAAGGCGUCGACCUCGAAGCCAUAUUAUGGAGUUUGUUCUCCAAGAAGGAUCAAGUGGAUAGAGAUGCAGGUCUUGGAUGCGACUCACCGGUUGAGCCACAUAGCGUAGUCCCAAAGACGGUGCCGAAUGCAGUACUGGCCGGAUCCGCGAUUAUGGUUUGCGCUUUACGCUCGUGGUCUGCCGGCGUGGCACUGAAGGACGAGGCAGGCAGCCUUAUCGGAAUCAGCAAAAUUGCACAAGACAGCAAGCUGUCCGUUCAUCAAAGUUUGAGGCCAGCGGACAGAUGGACCCUGAGCAGCAUGAUCGACAGUCACAAGUACACCAGGCACAUGGUGAUGGAGAUCCCAUGUCGAUCCGCUAAUGACGCGAGGAACUAA